Messenger RNA from Notolabrus celidotus (New Zealand spotty), 1745 nucleotides. It is a transcript of the gene cwc25, whose product is annotated as CWC25 spliceosome associated protein homolog. The record is from RefSeq and is a predicted model, not a curated record. Lineage: Eukaryota; Metazoa; Chordata; Actinopteri; Labriformes; Labridae. The coding region runs from base 172 to 1380 and encodes 402 amino acids. The transcript has 9 exons. Gene Ontology annotation, biological process: mRNA splicing, via spliceosome. Gene Ontology annotation, cellular component: U2-type spliceosomal complex.
CUUAACAUUGAAAACGAAGAAGAAGGAAUCAUCAUACACAACCACAACCGAACCGUGUGAGGCUCCAUUUUCUAGCUAACUGUGAACCCUCGCUGUUACACAGUUUAUAGUUUUAAAGACAUAUUUGUCUCUUUUCUUUUUUUGUUGGACUGAAUCAACGUCGUCUUCAAGAUGGGGGGAGGCGAUCUGAACUUGAAAAAGAGCUGGCAUCCCCAGACUAUGAAAAACAUCGAGCGUGUUUGGAAAGCUGAACAGAAAUAUGAGGCUGAACGCAAGAAGAUUGAGGAGCUUCAGAAGGAACUGAAAGAUGAAAGAGCUCGAGAAGAAAUGACAAAAUAUGCAGAGGACUCUGGUGCUAUCAAAAAGAAGGAUGAUCGUUUAGACUGGAUGUACCAGGGCCCUGCCGGCCAGGUCUCCAGGGAUGAGUAUCUGCUGGGUCGUCCCGUCGACAAGCAGAUCACUGACCAAUAUGAGGAGCCCGAGAGUGGUCCAUCAGCUGAGACUGGCCUCCUGCCAGGUUCCAUCUUUAACCCAUCCACCCCUGCCUCCAACCUCGAUUUGGCUGCCAAGAUAAGAGAAGAUCCCCUGUUUGAAAUUAGGAAACGUGAGGAAGAGAAGAAGAGAGAAGUCCUGAGUAAUCCUGUUAAAAUGAAGAGAAUUAAAGAAAUGCUGCGCAUGAAUCUCGACAAGAAGGACAAGAAAAAGAAGAGAAAGAAGGACAAAAAGGAGAAGAAAGGAGACAAAGACAGGAGAAAAGACAAAAAACACAAAAGAAGGAGUUCAAGCUCAAGCUCAGAGGAAGAGGAUGAGAAAAAAUACAGGUCGCACUCACGUGAUGAUUCUGCUGCAGACAAUAAAUCACGUUCCCAUCACAUCCCAGGCUAUGGCCUUCAGUUCCCCUCUGGCAGACAACACCAGUCCUCCACUCAAAACCAUCACUCAGGGCGUCGCGAGAGGAGCCGCUCCCGAUCACCUCACAGGAGCAACAGGGAAAAUCACUCUCACUCAUCGCACUCGCACAGAGAAGACGGGAAGACCGAGCCAAGAGCUUCAAGCCCACAGAAAGAACGUUACCAAAGACAGAGACAUCACGUGUCAAAGAAGCUUUCUGCAGAUGAGCUGGAGCGCAAAAGGAGGGAGAUGAUGGACCAGGCCAAGCAGAGGGAGGAGGACAGGGAGAAUAAUGUUAAGAGAUACAAGAAGCAAGAUGAGCAGGAAAAACAGCGGGAACAAAAUGUCAAGCAUGACCGUCAUGCUGGCUUCAUUCACAACAUGAAGCUGGAGAGCGCUGCCAGCUCUUCUGUAGAGGAUAGAGUGAAGAGGAACAUCCACUCUAUUCAGAGGACGGCAGCAUCGCUGGACAACUUCAUGAAGAGAUGAAGACACACCUUUCAUUGUACAGACACUCUAAAAUUAACUGACUGUAAAAGCUUGGCCUGACUGUUUUCUUAAGCAUUGAGUAUUGUCAUUGAUGGUUCCACUGCUACCCAUGGAUUUUAUUACAAAAAGCAGUUUUCAUGAUAGUAUAAUUUAUUUCAUAAAAAAGGUCUGCUAUGGCUGAUCUCUUCUAGUUGACCCUUUAAUGUUCACGUGAUCCAAACAUUUUACAAUAUAGAGUUAUGUUUUUUUUUCUUUACAGCAUAAGACCAGUUUUUACCUUCAACUUCUUUGUAAAAUAAUGUAUAUUUGGUACUUUGUAUAAACCUGUGUGAAGCAUCUGGAAUUAAACUUCUAGAGCUCCAUCA